GACAAUCUCAGCUUUCCGUUUCACGCCGACUUUAAAUGAUUCGUUUUUCCGAAUGAUUAUUUACAGUUGCCUGCUGGUUUUAAUGUCACAUUUAGAGUAUCUUUUAUUUAAAUAAUUUGAAAUAUCAGUAUUCAAAAGACAAAUAUAUGUUGUAUGUUGAAGACGUGGUUACGGCCUGAAGCAAAUUAAUAUGAUUGCCGAUAAAAAUACAGGCGCAUACUUUGUAGUCCACUGUUGCUGUAGCGGUUGUAAUAUCAGCGCUCGACGAAACGUGAAAAUAGACCUCAAUGUUUGUAAACUGCAUCAGUUUCGAACAAAUAUGUCGAUAUUUUAUUCAAGUUAGAGACAGGUGACGGAUAUUCCCAUGCGGUGGACACACCCUCUACUGGCAACUUUACCGCUAGUGCUUCCCACGGUGAUGCGCAGUCUCGCUCUCAUCGCUCGCUCUGUGCCUCGGAGGGCUUUGGAAAGCCUAUCCGGUUGACGUGAGGGAAAAGAGCUGCUUUAAGUGAGCGGGAAAGUAAAUGGGAUGAAAGCUCAAGUCACUAGGUCAGCAGGUCGAACAUUCAAAGCUUCUUAACUGUAGCAGGUGGAAGGAGGAAGAGCUAGAGGAGGAGGAGGAAGCGCUCUGGACUCCGCGCGGAGUGUGGGAAGACCUCAGUGGUCUUUAUCAUUCACCUGUGCCACAUUUUCUUCGCUCGUUUUCACGCCGUGUCUUCGCUAUGGACACAUGGACAGUGUAAAGAAAGGGGCACCAAACAGGGGAAGGCUGUUCCGUACGCACAGACCAAGUGCGCGAAUGUCUGCUAUGAGAAUGGAUAGAGACCGAAAGAGUUGGCACUCCUGGGAGAGCUCGAGUGCGGGCGGAAGGAGCGCCGCUCGGGCGACGGUAAGGGACGCGGAGCGCGGGCAGCGCUGGAGCGUGAUUCUCCUGCUCUCGCUCGCGCUGCAGCCGCAGGUUGUCUGUGCGGUGGGCACAUUCGAGGUCCAGAUUCGACAGUGGCUAAACCCUCAGGGCUUUCUGCAGAGCGGUCAGUGCUGUGACCCCCAGGCCGGUGGGGGGCAGCGCUGCUCAUCAGGUGAUCAGUGCGAAACCUUUUUCAAGGCCUGUCUGAAGGAGUACCAGGCUCGGGUUGCACCAACCGGCACCUGCACAUAUGGCACCGGGAGCACACCUAUCCUGGGUGGCAACUCCCACACCAUACAUCAUCAUAGAAACGAGGGAUUCGACAGCAGAAAUGGACGAAUUGUUAUCCCAUUUAAAUACGCAUGGCCGAAAUCGUUUUCUCUGGUGAUCGAGGCUCUGGACCACGACAAUGAAACAUCAGAGGCAGGUAGGGAGGAAUUAAUAGAACGAGUGCUGCUGUCCUCCAUGCUGAACCCAGGCGAGCAGUGGCAGUCCUUCCGGCAUCACGGGCGCACGUUCACUCUGGAAUACCGCCUGCGCUUCCGCUGCGACACCAAUUACUACGGCCCACUGUGCAACAAACUCUGCAGAGCACGGGAUGACUUUUUUGGCCAUUUCGACUGCGAUCCUUCGGGUACUAAGGUGUGUAAGGAGGGCUGGACCGGAGCAGAGUGCAGACAGGCGGUGUGCAAGCAGGGAUGUCACUUAGAACACGGCUCCUGCGAUCUGCCCGGAGAGUGCAAAUGUCAUUAUGGCUGGAAGGGUGAUCUGUGCGAUGAGUGCGAGACGUUUCCUGGGUGUGAUCACGGCACUUGCACUGAACCCUGGAAGUGUGUGUGCGACACAAACUGGGGCGGCCUGCUCUGUGACAAAGAUCUGAAUUAUUGUGGUAACCAUCAGCCGUGCAAGAACGGGGGUACAUGUACCAACACCGAACCCAACGAGUACCUGUGCGUGUGCCAGGAGGGUUUCCGCGGCCGCAAUUGUGACAUCGUUGAGCAUGCCUGUCUCUCCUCUCCAUGUGAGAAUGGUGGAACAUGUGUUGAAGACCCAACAGGCUUUAGCUGUGUGUGCGCGCCAGGCUGGACGGGACCCUCCUGCGCCUCCGCAGUGUUGCAGUGUGACUCUAGUCCUUGUGGACGCGGAGCCACGUGUCAGGAGACGCCGCAGGGCUUCCAGUGCGCGUGUCCUCCGUUCUGGACCGGCAGAACCUGCCAGCUCGACACUAAUGAAUGUGAGACUGGCGUGUGCGUCAAUGCCCGUUCCUGCCGCAACCUGAUUGGAGGAUAUCUGUGUGACUGCCUCCCCGGUUGGUCGGGACCAAACUGUGACAUCAGGAACAGUAGCUGCCAGGGCUUGUGUCUGAAUGGAGGACACUGUAAGGACUCUCAGUGCACGUGUUUGCCGGGUUUUCUCUGGUAAACUGUGCCAGGCCGCAGUGAACGCCUGCGACAGCAACCCCUGUGCGAACGGAGGGCAGUGUACGGAGCGUCAGGGCGGCAGAGGCAUGUUCUGCA
Messenger RNA from Puntigrus tetrazona (Sumatra barb), 2424 nucleotides. Its product is annotated as protein jagged-1b-like. Bases 731 to 2329 code for a protein of 532 amino acids. The record is from RefSeq and is a predicted model, not a curated record. Gene Ontology annotation, molecular function: calcium ion binding. Gene Ontology annotation, cellular component: plasma membrane; protein-containing complex. Gene Ontology annotation, biological process: establishment or maintenance of epithelial cell apical/basal polarity; multicellular organism development; heterophilic cell-cell adhesion. NCBI's taxonomy places the organism in Eukaryota, Metazoa, Chordata, Actinopteri, Cypriniformes, Cyprinidae. The transcript is spliced from 12 exons.